AUGGGUUGGUUUCCUUGGCUAUGUCAACUGCUCUGCCUCCUUUUAUUUUCCCUGGAUUUUCAAGCUAACUUUUCAUCCUCUUUAUCUCCUUCACCAACACCACCACAGUGCUCUGAUUUUGAGAGUGCUGCGUUGUUGCAAUUUAAAGGCACAUUUUCCAUCAACAACGCUUCUGCCUAUCUCUGCAAUUUCGUCGGUACGAAAUCCUACCCCAAGACAAACUCUUGGAUGGAAGGUACAGAUUGUUGCCGAUGGAAAGGAGUUGUCUGUGACAGUGCCUCUGGUCAUGUAAUAGGCAUCGACCUAAGUUGCAGCUGGCUUUACGGUGCCAUCACUUCAAACAGCAGCCUCUUUCUCCUUCGGCACCUACAACGGCUCAACCUUGCUUAUAAUGAUUUUAGAGGCUCUAACAUUUCACCUGAAUUUGGUGGUUUCGCAAGUUUAACCCAUCUUAACCUCUCCUCUUCAGGGUUCUCGGGGAAAAUCCCAUAUUCCAGCAUUAGCCAACUGUCCACGUUGGUUUCAAUUGACCUCACUGUACGUAACUAUGGACUAUUGCAAGUUGAAGAACACACUCUCAGAGGACUUGUUCAGAACCUAACAAAGGUAAGAGUACUUGUUCUCAACGGAGUAAACAUUUCAGCUGUUGAUCCUGGCUCCUUGAUGAACCUAUCUUCCUCUUUGAUAUCUCUUAGCCUUAAUAAUUGUGGUUUGCGAGGAAGAUUCCCACAAAACAUUUUUCACCUACCCAACCUUAGGAUGCUUAGUUUAUCAGGUAAUCGGGACCUUUCCGGUUAUCUUCCAAAGACGAAUUGGAGUGGCCCCCUUGUGUCUUUGAGUCUUUGGUCUACAUCUUUCUCUGGAGAAUUGCCUGAUUCAAUUGGCAAUCUAGAGUCCUUAACAUAUUUGGAUCUUGCUGCUUCUACCUUUUCAGGAUCUGUACCAAGAUCAUUGGGCAACUUAUCUCAACUCAUUUACUUAGAUCUUUGUGCUAAUGGUUUUACUGGUCACAUAUCCUUCUCACUUGCAAAACUUACACAACUUGAUCAUCUUAGCCUUUGCAGCAAUCAACUAGUUGGUCUCAUUCCUGAUCAGGUGUCUUUGUUUCAUAAAAUAUCCUUUCUAGACUUAGCUUACAACUUCCUCAACGGAACCUUGCCCACUUGGUUGUACUCCCAUUCUGCUUUAGAAUUCCUAUAUCUCCAAGGUAAUAAUUUCACUGGUCAAAUCAAAGAAUUCCAACAAAAAUCAUUGGUGUACAUAUAUUUAGGAAAUAAUAAACUCCAAGGUCCAAUCCCAAAUUCGAUAGUCGAACUUGUGAAUCUUACUAAACUCAGUUUAGAAUCCAACAAUUUGAGUGGCAUUGUGGAGUUAGACAUGUUCUCAAAGCUCCAAAACCUUCAAGUACUUGAUCUUUCAAGUAACAACCUAUCAGUGAAAUCCAACAUCGAUGUCAAUUAUACAUUACCUAAUCUUUUUAUGUUGUUUCUGUCAUCUUGUAAACUAAGAGACUUCCCCAAAUUUGUAAUAGCUUUGACCAAUUUGAACAGAUUAGACCUUUCUAAUAAUGGUAUUCAUGGCAUGAUUCCAAAAUGGUUAGGGAAUGUAGGGAAAAAUUCCUUGUCUUAUCUAAACCUUUCAAACAAUUUCUUGACAUAUUUAGAGGAAAUCCCAUGGAAUCAAAUGCAAAUUCUUGAUCUCCAUUCGAACUUGCUUCAAGGAAAGCUUCCAUUCCUUCCUCCCACAACAACUUUCUUUUCAAUCUCCAACAAUAGCUUGAGCGGAGGGAUUUCUUCUCAAAUUUGCAAUGUAAGUUUCCUCAGCAUUCUUGAUCUGUCUCGUAACAACUUGGGUGGAACCAUUCCACAAUGCCUCGUAAACUUCAGUGCAUAUCUUUCUGUUUUGAAUCUGAAAAUGAAUAAGUUUUAUGGAAUCAUUCCCUUCUCAUUUGCAAAUGAUUGUGGGUUGAAGUAUAUCAACUUCAAUGGCAAUCAAUUGGAAGGAAGAUUACCACCAUCAAUGGCUGGCUGUAGAUACAUGGAAGUGCUAGAUUUGGGUAACAAUAAGAUAAAUGAUACAUUUCCUCAAUGGUUGGAAACUCUCCCGGAGUUGCAAGUUCUAGUCUUACGAUCAAAUCAAUUGCAUGGGUUCAUUCAUGGUUGUAAAUCAGCUCAUUGUUUCUCCAAGUUGCAAAUUCUAGACCUUUCCAACAAUGACUUCACCGGUCCUCUACCAAGCGAGUACAUUGCAAAUCUGAAGUCAAUGAGAAACCAGAGGAGAAAUGAUGGGUCUUUGCAAUACUUGAGAGAUAUUGGUAGCUAUGGUUACACCUACGACUAUUCUGUGGUUGUGGCAAUUAAAGGAUUUGAUAGAGAACUUGUUAAAAUCUCAGCAAUAUUCAUAAGCAUUGAUCUGUCCAAUAACAAGUUUGAAGGAGAAAUUUCAACAGAUUUUGGGAAACUUAUUUCCAUUAGAGGUCUUAACCUUUCUCAUAACAGCCUCAAUGGUCAUAUACCCCAAUCAAUAGGAAACUUGACUGUUCUAGAGUGGCUAGAUCUCUCCUCGAAUAAGCUGGUUGGGAAGAUUCCAAUGCAAAUGGUAGACUUGACAUCACUUUCCUUCUUGAAUCUUUCCUACAAUCAACUCGUCGGACCCAUACCUCAAGGCAACCAAUUCAAUACAUUUGAAAAUGGUUCGUUUGAAGGGAACUUGGACUUAUGUGGAUUUCCAUUAAACAAAGCUUGCAGUGGAAAUGAAAAUCAACAAUCACCAUCUAAUGACUCAGAUUCUGAAUAUGGGUUUGGCUGGAAAGUUGUGUUAUUGGGGUAUGGAUGUGGAUUUGUAUUUGGAGUGGCUGUUGGAUAUCUUGUGAUUGUAACUCGUAAACCAAAAUGGCUUGGGACUUUGGUUGAUUGGUAA
Messenger RNA from Theobroma cacao (cacao), 2919 nucleotides. RefSeq names its product receptor-like protein 6. The record is from RefSeq and is a predicted model, not a curated record. Lineage: Eukaryota; Viridiplantae; Streptophyta; Magnoliopsida; Malvales; Malvaceae. Gene Ontology annotation, molecular function: protein binding.